Haliotis rubra (blacklip abalone) is the source of this 782-nucleotide messenger RNA. RefSeq lists its product as uncharacterized. Bases 40 to 708 code for a protein of 222 amino acids. The transcript is spliced from 7 exons. The record is from RefSeq and is a predicted model, not a curated record. Gene Ontology annotation, biological process: cell-matrix adhesion. Gene Ontology annotation, molecular function: calcium ion binding. Gene Ontology annotation, cellular component: extracellular region; lysosome. NCBI's taxonomy places the organism in Eukaryota, Metazoa, Mollusca, Gastropoda, Lepetellida, Haliotidae.
GAUAAGAUAAGACUGACAUACUGUUCUGGACAGCUAGACAUGUAUAACUCAGCUUUUAUUUUAGUGUUGCUGUUUUUCAGUGUCCGAGGUGACAUCUACCAGGUAUGCUCCCGCCGCCAGUGGGAGGGAAUCCAAUAUGUUGUCACGGGGACAGUGGAGGCAGGGGUACCUACCAUGAUCCAGAGUACGAUCCAGUUCUCGUUUGACGCCAACAACAGUAGGAUAGCUGCCUCUACAUCCGGGUUCCAGGACGGUCAUCAGUUCCAGAGGGACUUCCUGUUCCUGUAUGAGCAGAAAACCGUUUAUGUGAUAGAAGAUGGAAACUGCCACGCCGAACAUCUGGUCAAUGAUUUUCCACCGCACUGCCUUCCACGCAACUUCACCUGGGAGUGGGCGAGAACAUGGUACGGCUUCGAGCUGCCGGACGACGAGCUGAUUAUCUUCGGCUACACCGGCGACGUGGGCGACCUCCACUACAAGGUCCAGAUGUCGGGUGAACUGAUGACGCCCGCCUUGCAGCAGAUCUUUGGCAACUACAACAACGAACCAUUCUUUCAAACAUCUGAAGUCGUCAACACGACCCGGGGUAUCAAGAACCCGGAUGUGUUCACGCUGCCAUCUUCCUGCGAGUCAGCAAAAGUAGAGGGAACCUAUGAAACCCCUAAGUACCUCCUGGGUGCCACCUUCCCCCGAGACCCCUCCGUGUGACGCUCUACACCUGGCUGACAGACAAGUUCCAUGGGUGAUCCAUGCAGAUAUGACAAUAAAGGAUAUUUCUAAAA